Messenger RNA from Orcinus orca (killer whale), 1754 nucleotides. It is a transcript of the gene YWHAQ, whose product is annotated as tyrosine 3-monooxygenase/tryptophan 5-monooxygenase activation protein theta. Lineage: Eukaryota; Metazoa; Chordata; Mammalia; Artiodactyla; Delphinidae. Gene Ontology annotation, biological process: signal transduction. The transcript is spliced from 7 exons. The coding region runs from base 222 to 908 and encodes 228 amino acids. The record is from RefSeq and is a predicted model, not a curated record. Gene Ontology annotation, cellular component: cytoplasm.
GGGACAGCUCAGCGCGCCAUUGGGCGGGGGGAGCGAGGGCCGCCGCGCUGCGGCCCGCCUCCCGGCUCGGAGGUAGGCUGAGACGGGAGGGUCCUCGGCUAAAGCCAAAGGCGGAUCAAAGUGGUGGGACUCGCGCCGCGGCCGCGGAGACGUGAAGGCCCUCCGCACUCCUCCUCGGCAUCCGGGUCGGUGCUCGCCCUCGCUGUCCUGUCCCCGGCCCCAUGGAGAAGACGGAGCUGAUCCAGAAGGCCAAGCUGGCCGAGCAGGCCGAGCGCUACGACGACAUGGCCACCUGCAUGAAGGCCGUGACGGAGCAGGGCGCCGAGCUGUCCAACGAGGAGCGCAACCUGCUCUCGGUGGCCUACAAGAACGUGGUCGGGGGCCGCAGGUCCGCCUGGAGGGUCAUCUCGAGCAUCGAGCAGAAGACCGACACCUCCGACAAGAAGCUGCAGCUGAUUAAGGACUAUCGGGAGAAAGUGGAGUCUGAACUGCGGUCCAUCUGCACCACGGUCCUGGAAUUGUUGGAUAAGUAUUUAAUAGCCAAUGCAACUAAUCCAGAGAGUAAGGUCUUCUAUCUGAAGAUGAAGGGAGAUUACUUCCGGUACCUUGCUGAAGUUGCUUGUGGUGAUGAUCGGAAACAAACGAUAGAUAAUUCCCAAGGAGCUUACCAAGAGGCUUUUGAUAUAAGCAAGAAAGAGAUGCAACCCACACACCCAAUCCGCCUGGGGCUGGCUCUUAACUUUUCUGUAUUUUACUAUGAGAUCCUUAAUAACCCAGAACUUGCCUGCACACUGGCUAAAACGGCUUUUGAUGAGGCCAUUGCAGAGCUUGACACACUGAAUGAAGACUCAUACAAAGACAGCACCCUCAUCAUGCAGUUGCUUAGAGACAACCUAACAAGAGACUAACAUCCUACCUAAUUCAAGAACCGUAUCUACAUAUCUUCACGCACACAUGCUGCUUCCCUGUAACUUAACAUCGUUCACUCCUGUUUAACUCUUUGCAGCAUACAAAUUAUGGACAUCAGACAGUGCAGGAGAAGAAUGUGAUGCGGCAGAAGGGGCAGAGAACUAAGUGCAUACAGGGUGUCAUCCUUCUUCCCCUCAAGAAACCUUUUUACUCAUCUCCAUUCCUUAUUCCAUUUGGAUUUCCUAUAGCAAAGAAACCCAUUCAUGUGUAUGGAAUCAACUGUUUAUAGUCUUUUCACACCGCAGCUUUGGGAAAACUCCAUUCCUUGAUUUGUGUUUGUCUUGGCCUUUCUGGUGUGCAGUUACUGCUGUAGAAAAGUAUUAAUAGCUUCAUUUCAUAUAAACAUAAGUAACUUCCAAACACUUAUGUAGAGGACUAAAAAUGUAUCUGGUAUUUAAGUAAUCUGAACCAGUUCUGCAAGUGACUGUGUUUUGUAUUACUGUGAAGAUAUGAAAAUGUAGUUAAUUACAGUUUAAAGAGUGUUCUGCAUAACUUCCUGAUUUCUACAUUCCCUCCCUUACUCUUCUUCGGGGGUUUUCUUUCAGUAAAGCAACUUUUCCAUCCUCUUAAUAUAUUCCUUUUUGGUAGGAAUCCAGAAGUAUUAGAUUGAAUGGAAAAGCAGUUGACAUUUUGAGGCUGGAGGUCACAAAUUAAAAUGCCUCCUGUAUCAUAUAUGAUGGAGGUCUUGCGUAUCUGUGACAACAGGGAGUUUCCUCAUUCAUUCUUCAUUUGCUGCUGUUUAAGUUGACAACUUCCCUUCCCAAUAAAAAUUCACUUACACCUCC